CACAUUAUUGUUAUUGUAUAAACAUAUAUAAACUUAACUAAAAUUUAAAAUAGAUCCCUGAAAAUGAUCUUAUUUAUUUUUGUAGGUUUAUUAGUUAUUGUUCUAUUAUUUCAUGAAUAUCAACGAAAGUCUAGCUAUCGUUGGAAAAAACUUUCGGAAUUCCCAGGUGAUGCACCGUUACCUUUUUUUGGGAACGGCUUACAACUUGGUUUCGACGCUGAUGAGGCGUCACCCAAAUUAAUGGAAAUGUGGAAUAGACAUGGAAAACAAAAUUUUCGUCUGACAAUUGGCUCUGAAGACUGGAUAAUGCUUUCAGAUCCUGAUGAUGUGGGAACCAUUCUCAAUCAUCCGAGUGAACUUUCCAAACCCUUAGAAAGAAAUGCAGCUAUGAAACCAUUCUUUGGGAAUUCAAUUUCUAGUUCGGAAGGUGAAAAAUGGAAAUCGACAAGAAAACUGAUGACGCCAAGUUUUCACUUCAAAACAUUAGAAAAGCGGGUGGAAGACGUGAACAAACACUGUGAUCGUUUGUUUAAGAUCUUGGACACCUUCAAUGACAAGAGCACUAUAAAUUUAUACACUUAUUUAAGACCUUAUAUGCUGGAUAUUUUAUGUAGCACCCUUAUGGGGGUUGAUAGCAAUUUCCUUGGUAAUAUAAAUCAUCCAUACCUUGAAGCGAGCGGAAGAACGAUAAAAAUAAUUACCCAAAACUAUUUCUCAUAUUGGAGAAACAUUUCAAAAAUUUUUGAGUUAUCGCCGCAGUACCGACUCAUGAUAAAAACUGUUAAGGCUCUUAGAGACACAAGCGCAACCAUUCUUAAGGACAGGAAGGCAAUAUUUAAUACGAUGAGAGAAGAAAUUGCUGCCAACAAUAAAAUUGCCGAUAUGAACAUUAAAACACUUUUGCAUAACAAAGUAUCUGACAGUGGUUGUUUGCUAGAUAAAUUUUUACUUGUUGAAUUACCAAAUGGAGAUCCAAUUCCCGAUGACAUAAUCAAUGAAGAAAUUACCUUAUUGUGUUACACGGGACAUUACACAACAACAAUGACGAUUUGCCAUACAUUAUAUUGUAUCGCAAAGUACCCAGACAUCCAGAACCGUAUUAUUGAAGAGCAGCGUUCUAUAUUUAAAAACAAUUUCUUUAAAUGUCCAACUAAUCAAGAUCUCAAUGAUAUGAAGUACCUUGAGGCUGUAUUGAAAGAAAGCGUUCGAGUAAUACCAACUGUGACUAAGAUCGGAAGACAAUUACACGAGGAUCUUAAAUUUAAAGAUGGACGCAUAGCUCCGGCAGGAAGUUCAGUUGUUGUUUUCUUCGAAGCAAUGUAUCAGAAUCCCAAAAUAUUUCCUGAACCGGAAAAAUAUGAUCCUGAAAGGUUUUUUAACAAUAUGCAUACUUUUGCUUUCGUUCCAUUUAGUGCAGGGCCAAGAAAUUGUAUAGGGUUUCGUUACGCUUGGGUGGCCAUGAAAGCAACACUAUCCAACAUGUUACGAAGAUAUGAAGUGUUCCCUUGUGAUCCUGCUGACGAACCACAAUUUGCACAUCGUAUCAUUACUGAAUCUAAAAAUGGCAUAAAUAUAAGGCUUAAAAAAAGAAAUCAAUAGCAAAAAAAGUAACACGGUUUUCAUUAUUUAUUGAUUACUAAUUUAAUAGUAAAUAUAUAUAUUGUUUAAAGUAACUCUAUCUCUGAUCAAACUUUAUUAUUUUAUAAAAUAAGUCAUGUUACUAUUUAUUUUUUUGUUUGUUAUACAGACUCUGUUUCUAAUUAUUACUCAAAAAUAAAAGAAAUAAACCCCUGUAAUCCUCGAAACCUUUUAAAAGAAACAUAGAAGUGAAAAGUUGUUACAGGCAAAUAUGUGAGUUAAACAUUAAUAAACAAUUUCCACUUUGGAACUUUUUUAAUUUAAGAGUUAAGAAUAUUCUAUGUUUAUUAUAUUCACUUGGAUAUCUCUUUUUUUGGAGUAUUAAAGAAUUGAAUAAUAAUAAAUUCAUAUUAAGGGUUAAGU
Messenger RNA from Danaus plexippus (monarch butterfly), 2001 nucleotides. RefSeq names its product cytochrome P450 4d2-like. The coding region runs from base 64 to 1599 and encodes 511 amino acids. Lineage: Eukaryota; Metazoa; Arthropoda; Insecta; Lepidoptera; Nymphalidae. The record is from RefSeq and is a predicted model, not a curated record. The transcript is spliced from 10 exons. Gene Ontology annotation, molecular function: oxidoreductase activity, acting on paired donors, with incorporation or reduction of molecular oxygen; monooxygenase activity; heme binding.